Photinus pyralis (common eastern firefly) is the source of this 1287-nucleotide messenger RNA. Its product is annotated as putative gustatory receptor 28a. The record is from RefSeq and is a predicted model, not a curated record. The coding region runs from base 44 to 1168 and encodes 374 amino acids. Gene Ontology annotation, biological process: sensory perception of taste. The transcript is spliced from 7 exons. NCBI's taxonomy places the organism in Eukaryota, Metazoa, Arthropoda, Insecta, Coleoptera, Lampyridae. Gene Ontology annotation, cellular component: neuronal cell body; membrane; axon.
UAAACGAUCAUUAGUAAACACAUUAUGGAGUGCAGUGUGGUUAAUGACCUACAUUGUUGGAUUUGUCUACAUAAAUAAAGAGCGAGAUACAGAAACAGGGUACAUAACGAAACUUACAGCUGAAUUGUAUUUCUAUUGCGCUAAUAUUGGAGUUUGGAUUGGGAUCUGUAUAAAAUGCAUCUUUGCUGGAGGGGUUGCAAAUAUUGUGAGAGAUAUUGACAACUUUGAUAAGCAGUUACACUGGAGAUUCAAAAAUGAUAUUGUAAAAAUAUAUAGAAAAACUGUCAUUCUUAUAUAUGGAACAAUUGCGCUUGUGGUUGUCUUCAUGGCUAAUUACAUCGUGUGUAUAUCGUUUUUAAAGCGAUAUAAAACUUUACUACUCUCCUUUGGAGCACUUUUUGUCAAUAUUGGUGCACCAUUAACCAGUACUAUUACCGUAUUUCAGUUUUCAGCGGUAGUUAUGUCUUUGAGGAGCAGAUUUAGGUUACUCAACGCUCGUAUAAACUCCAUUUCUACAAAGCUUUUCUUCCGAAAUGCCCCUUUAUUUACCAUUUACUCAAGAGGUACUUCUAAGGCUGCUACAAAUAUGAUACCUUUAAGGCUUGCCGACCAUAAAAUAUUUAACAUAUUUGAAGAUUUGAGAAAUAAACAUAAUGACCUUUGCAGGAUUUGUCGGGAUGUGAAUACGUGCUAUUCACUUGAAAUUUUGAUGAUAGUGCUUCAAAAUUUCAUUAGUUUAAUUCUGUCACUAUAUUUUGGAGGCAAAAGUAUAUUUCACAAAAGAGAGAGUUCUGCUUUCAUAAUUUACAAUUACUGUAAUCAACUAUUUUUGGCAACAGUUCAAACAAUGGUACUAGUGUUGAUUUGCACGAGCACGGUAGCCGAGAUGGUCGUGUCACUACCUAUAACUUUGCAGGCACGCAAAACUGGAGAUCUCAUACACAACGCAGUUACAAUGCAGGAACCUUGUAACGAAUCUAUGUAUCUACAGGCAUCACUUUUCUCAUUACAACUGAUGCACAGUAGUGUUCAAUUUACUGCAUGUGGGGUGUUCCCUAUCGAUGCGAGUCUAUUGUUAUCGAUUCUUGGGGCGAUAACUACAUACUUAGUAAUCGUCGUGCAGUUUGAAAUAUCUUACCCUCGCACCGACAGCAACAGCUUAACAUAAAAUAGGGAAGCGGUAUAUGUAAUUCGCUUUCAAAAUAUAUGAUAAUACGAAAUUAUAAAACGAAGUUUGGUCUAGAAAAGUUGAGUUUAGUUAGGGGGUUCUAUUGCAAAAAUCCUGGC